Messenger RNA from Biomphalaria glabrata, 4202 nucleotides. RefSeq lists its product as uncharacterized. The record is from RefSeq and is a predicted model, not a curated record. Lineage: Eukaryota; Metazoa; Mollusca; Gastropoda; Planorbidae. Gene Ontology annotation, molecular function: GTP binding. Bases 160 to 3240 code for a protein of 1026 amino acids. The transcript has 3 exons.
CCAGUGUGGUUAGGGCGUGUGUCUUCGUGAUGUGCUCAUUUUUUUUUUCUUAUCAGUAAAUAGUGUGCUGUGAUUGGGCUAGACACGAAUUCAAAAGGUCUUUGCUAUGCGUCUUAAGAUAUAGAAAAAAAUUUCUGUAGGAAAGGACACACACAAAAAAUGCUUGCUUCUCAACAAAGACGUCUGACUUACUUGCUGGUUGGAAAAACCGGCAUCGGAAAAAGUUCCACAGGAAACUCACUCCUGGGUCACAAUCUGUUUAAAAACAGUGACCUGGCUCUUUCAGAAACGAAUCAAAUUCAAGUCCAAAGUGCUACUGUAGAUGGAUACAAUCUAACUGUCGUUGACACACCUGGAGUGAUGCACACUGGUUUGGACCUGGAAGCAAUCAAGUUAAAAGCUUGCAACGACAUGAAAGAAGCGGUCAGCAAAUGUCCAAACUAUGGCAAAAUGGCUAUCGUUAUUGUUUUAAAGUACGGCGACCGUUUUACUGAAGAAAAUAAAACAACCGUUGAUAUUUUGAAACAAAUGUUUGGUGAGGAAAAUUUAUGCAAAUCUUGUGUUAUUGUCAUGACCCACGGUGACAUGUUUGCUUUAAAUUACCAGCAAGAGAAACAGUUUAAAGAUUGGAUGGCAGAGCAAAAGGAAGAACUGGGUCAAUUGUUUUCAUUAGUUCAAUAUAGAUGUCUUCUAUUCAAUAACAAAUGUAAAGAUUCAGCAGAAGUUAAAAGACAAAGGCAGAGAAUCAUCGACUUAGUGAAAGGCUUAGAUCAAGGAUACACAAAGACACAAUUUUCACUCCUAAAGAAACAACAUCACAGACUAGUAUUUGAGUUGCAAUUACCAAGUCUUCAAAUCAUGUAUGGAAAUAAAUUACAGGAGCUAUUUAACUCGUUUCAUUCUAUUUCUAUGUCGCCCAGAAGCCCGAAUAGAUUUGAAAGCUUGCUCCUAGCACUGAGCAAAUAUUUAAAUGAAUUAAACAAAGCGGAUGACCCUAGCACUAUUUUUUAUCUCGCGGAUGAACCGCGAUUUUUCCAAGUGUUACGAGAUCAAGUGACCAAACUACAAUCAAUGAUUGAGAAAGAGAAAAUGAUAGACAAUUAUGAAAAAGACCUUGACCUCCUUAUCUUAAAUUUAGAACACAGCAUUCAGCAGAAAACAUUUUCCGACCUGGAUUAUCGAGAAAGAGAAAUUAACUCUCUCUCAGUUAAUAUCAAAGACAACAAAGACAUCUAUAUCUCUUUGAAAGCCAAACUCAAACUAGUUCAUUCCAAACUUCUGAAAGCCAAACAGACAAAAGUCUCUGUGUUGUACGGAGCUCAGAUCGAUACGUUACGCAACGAUGUGGUGAAAACGAACAUUCCAACUCUGGUUAGUAGAUUCACCGAAUACUUCCGUCGAUUAAAUGAGAUAAGCGACUCUAUCAGUAAAGAAAAUCGAAAGAUUGGUGGGCUGGACCAUUUAGUGGACGACGUGGAAGAGUUAAAAAAGCGUAUAGAGUACAUGAAAGAGGACAACGACAUUUCCAUUGGCUGGACAUCGACAUCUGGCAUUAUGGCAGGAGUUAGCGUAGCCACUGGCUUUGUCCCAGUUGUUGGCCUGUUUAUCUCUGCAGCAUUGAAUACCGUACCGAUCAUUGGUAGAUCGAUCCACACAGCCGUAGUUCGAACGAAGAGGUCUACUGAUAUAGCCACCUCGUCCAUUUUGAGAAAUGACUUCACGUUCUUGUUGGUAGGAAAAACUGGGAGUGGCAUAAGUUCAACAGCGAACACAAUACUUGGACAGUACGCGUUCAAAACCAGCGAUAAAGCGAAGACAAAAACAUCCCGAGUGCAAGUCAAAAAGGUUUCUGUAGAUGGAUAUAACUUAACUGUUGUUGACACGCCUGGUCUCAUGAACACAGGCCUGGACCCUGACAAAGCUAAGUUAAAAGGUUGCAAGGAUUUGCAAGAAGCAGUCAGCAAGUGUCCAAACCAGGGUAAAAUAAUCGUCAUCAUCGUUUGGAAAUACGGUGACCGUUUUACUGAGGAGAACAGAACAAUGCUUCACAUUCUGAAACAAAUGUUUGGCGAAGGUAAUUUCAGUCACUCUUUUAUUGUGGUAGUAACGUACGGGGAUUUGUACGACUUUAAUUAUCCAAAUAGAAAAAGUUUCGUACAAUGGCAUAAAAAUCAAAAGACAGAUCUAGCUCAUUUGCUGUCUCUAGUUCAGUACAGAUGUGUGAAAUUCAAUAACAAAUCCAAACAAAAUGAAGAAUUUAAAAGUCAAAGGAAAACAUUAAUCGACUUAGCAAAAAUCUUUAAACACGGCGUUACUAAAGAACAGUUUUCUCUCUUGAGAAAACAACAUCAUAGGCUUACAUUAGAAGCCAAAUUGAAGGAAAAGCAAGUCUUGUAUAUGCAAAAAGAAAUGGAGUGCUCAGAGAAAUUGCAUUUCAUGAGUUUGACUUCCAGAGAUUUAAGUAGCUAUGAACAUUUAAUAAGCAUAAUUAGUCGACAUAUUUCGGAGAUGGACCAAGCUGAUUCACGUGAUUGCAUUCACUACAUGCGAUCUGAGUCUCGUUUUUUCACUAGAUUCCGUAAACGAAUAGAGCUCGUACAACGAAACUUAAGAAGAGAGCAAGCUGUUCUAGAGCAUGGCAAUGGACUGGAUCAGUUAACAGAGCAGCUAGAUCUAAUGGUGAAUGAGAAUACAUUUGAAGGGCUCAGUUAUUGUGAGAUGAAGUUUAAGAUUCUGUUACAAAACGAGGCUUACAAUAGAGACUUGUGCGUUCUUAAACCGAAAUUAGCUAUGGCCGAAUUAAAAUUAAAAGAAGCAGAAAGAAAGAGAAUACAGGUAGAGUUUAAGGCUAAACUGGACACGUUGAGAAAGGACAUGCGCGAAAUUACACUUCCUGUUUCGUUCCAAACAUUUAUUCACUUCCGUUAUCGACGUUACAAGAUUUACAGCACAUUAGCCAGUCAAAGCAGAAAUGUGCAAGGACAUGAAGACCUCUUGAACCAGUUGGACGAUAUGACAUCACAGAUCAAUUACCUCGAGGAAGACAAUUACAGUUACUUAGUAUGGAUGAUAAUCACUUUCAUUUCUGCUGGUCUGAAUAUUGCUGUAGGUCUUUGUACUGACAGUAGAGUGGCUGUAUCUGUGUCAAUGAUUUUACUUGCUUUUCCCAUGUUGGGCCGAUGGUUGCAGACUUUAUUUCUUAGACGUCGCAGAUCAAGAGACUUGGGUAUUAACUCAUGAUAUUUACAUACAAUUAUAUAGUCUUUUGAGAAAAAAAGAGAGAGGAAAAAGGAGAGAAGAGAGAGGAAAAAGGAGAGAAAGAGUAAGAAAGAAAAGAGAGAGAAAAGACAGAAAAAAGAAGAGAGAGAAGAGAGAAAAAGAGAGGAAAAUAAGAAAAGAGAGAAAUAGAAUAUACAAAGCGAAAAGAGAGAAAUAGUGAAGAAAGAGAGAGAGAAGAAAAGGAAAGAAAAAGAGAGACAGAAGAAAGAGGAAAGAGAGAGAGAAGAGAGAAGAAAGAGAGAGGAAAGAGAGAGAGAGAAGAGAGAGAAAUGAGAGAGGAAAGAGAGAGAAAGAGAAAGAAAGAAGAGAGAAAUGGGAAAAAAGAGAGGGAAGAGAGUGAGAGAGAAGAGAGAGGAAAAAGAGAGACUGAAAGAAAGAAGAGAGAAAUAUGGAAAAAGAGAGAAAAGAGAGAGAGAAGAGAGAGAAGAGAAAGAGAACGAAAAAAGAGAGAAAAGAGAGAGAGAAGAGAGAGAGAGAACGAAAAAAGAGAGAGAGAGAGAGAAGAGAGAGAAAUGAGAGAGAGAGAGAGAGAGAGAAAAGAGAUAUAAGAGAGGAAAGAAAGUUGAGAGAGAAAAAAAGAGGAGAGAGGGAAUUUCAAUAAUUUCCCCAAUGAUCUCUUAUGAAGUUGGAAGGAUUUAAUCUACACAUUCAUAAUGAUUCACAUUCAGCAUUCUACUGUAUAUGUUUCCAUUAUGUUCGGUGCAGUUAUCGUUUUUGAGUGAUACCUGGUCACUCCACUUUUAGUAAAGAAAAAAACUAGCGCAAUUUUGAUAGUUCGUCCUCUAAGACUGCAACAAAAACUCAAUUUUGUGUAAACAAAUCCGUAGCCGUAGCUCUAGAUUUCUCACGAUUCUAUCUCCACAUUGAAGACCUCAAUGGCUAUGUACAUAACUCUUCUUCAUAAUAAAAUGUUUUCCAAGUUA